Messenger RNA from Oryzias melastigma (Indian medaka), 1254 nucleotides. Its product is annotated as RNA-binding protein with serine-rich domain 1. Gene Ontology annotation, biological process: mRNA splicing, via spliceosome. The transcript has 7 exons. The record is from RefSeq and is a predicted model, not a curated record. Gene Ontology annotation, cellular component: nucleoplasm; ASAP complex; cytoplasm. Gene Ontology annotation, molecular function: RNA binding. Bases 150 to 977 code for a protein of 275 amino acids. NCBI's taxonomy places the organism in Eukaryota, Metazoa, Chordata, Actinopteri, Beloniformes, Adrianichthyidae.
UGGUAUAUUGUUUGUAUAAAAUAAAAAAACUUAAAAAUAGAUAAAUACAACUAAAAAAUUGGCGCUUCUUUACAAACGUAACAUCCGCUUUCGUCAUCACCUCGCGACGUACUACCCGAUCGCAAGUGAAGCCAUUUCUCGCCGUUGCAAUGGCACCAUCACCAACAAAGCGAAAGGAGGAUGAAAAGAAAGACAAGGGCAAAGAGAAAACAAAGGAAGGAGACAAGGAACGGGCUCGAGAUAAAUCAAGAAAAGGCCGCAGUGCUUCAUCAGGCAGCUCCAGCAGCAGAUCGAGCUCAUCCUCCAGCAGCAGCUCUGGUUCUAGCUCUGGUUCUUCAAGUGGUUCCAGCUCCUCUUCCAGUCGCUCUGGAUCCUCCAGCUCUCGGUCCUCCUCCUCCUCCAGCUCCUCUGCCUCUCCAAGUCCUAGCCGCAGGCGCCACGACAACCGGCGCCGUUCUCGCUCUCCGGGUUCUAAAACACAGAAGAGAGGAGAAGAAAGAGAACGAAGAAAAAGAAGCCCCACCCCUAAACCAACUAAGAUUCACCUGAGAAGACUGACGAGGAAUGUAACUAAGGAACACAUCCAGGAAAUUUUCUCCACAUAUGGAAAAAUUAAAACGAUUGACCUGCCGGUGGAAAGGCUCCUUCCACAUCUGACCAAAGGCAUUGCUUACGUGGAGUUUGAGACCCCCGAGGAGGCCCAGAAAGCCCUUAAAUACAUGGAUGGAGGUCAGAUCGACGGGCAGGAAAUCACUGCAGCUGCUGUGCUGACUCAGAUGAUCCGUGGUCCAGCACGCAGAAUGUCUCCUCCUCGACGAAUGCCGCCACCUCCACCGAUGUGGCGCCGCAGCCCGCCGCGCAUGAGACGAAGAUCUCGCUCCCCGAGAAGGCGGUCGCCACCACGCCGCCGUUCUCGUUCCCGAUCCCCCGGCCGCCGGCGCCAUCGCUCCCGCUCAAGCUCAAAUUCCUCCAGAUAGAAAGUUGUCUUGACUUGGAAAAACUCGCCGCAGAUCAGCUGCAAUUUUCACCUUCCCUGGCUCCAAAGGAUUGAAAUAAAUUGCAUUAAAUCUAGCUGAGUUGUAGUGACAAGGAGAUGACAAAAAUUCUUUUUUGUGCUUUUUUUUUCCCUUUUUUAAUUUUGUGCAGAAAAUUGAGCGUAGUUUUUAGGUUAUCCUCUCAUCUAAAAAGAUUUUGAGUCUUCUUGAUUUUUUUUUUUUAAACAUUUUUAAGAAUAAAAACAUUGAAACAUCUUGA